UACUGAUGUUGACAACCUAAAGACCAGUAGAAAAUCAAUUAAGUUAUGAAGAAUACCAUUAAUUGCCUUUCUUUGUCACAGCAGCACUGAAAACAUGGCGGAUCUUUACGCGAUGGACCUUUAAAGAAGGAAAUCGUCGUUGGUAAUAACAGGUUUAUAGCUACUUGCGUCGCUAACCAGACCGCGAGGAAUAUUUAUCUAUUUUUGGUCUGUACUGGAAUCACUGAUGGUUGUGAAGGUGUGUGGAGGGACACCACAAACAAAAGUGAGGCUGACCAGAAGAUGCCCAGAAAAAAACAGCAGAAUCCACAACCAGUCAAGUUGGAUUCUGAAGAUGCUUUAGCCUUUGAAGUUCCUGGAAGCCUUCCCUUAGACACCGACAUUCUACUGGGACCUGAAAUUGAGUUUGACGAUUCUGAUCAUGACAAAAUUUUAGGCCUGGAGAAGUUUGCAGACGUGGCGGCUGAGAUCGGUUUCUCUGUGUAUUCUUUGGGUGAUGAGGAGAGCUCUGUCUACAGCCCACUCACAAUGGAAAAUACAGACAACUCACACAGCAUGAGAGGAGACCAGAGCAGAGGGGUCCAGACUGAACACUCGUUUCCACCUUACCUGUCUUGUCGAGGCUGUGGUCAGAUCUGGCAUGACCCUUUGGGACCUGGGAUGGACCAGGUUGGUCCUUUCUGCCUUAGAUGCUGCAAAGCAAAAACAACAGACUUCUGUUUACCUUUUGGUGGUGGAGUCAGUGGCAUUCACUCCCAAACUGAAGUGGAUGGUGAAAAAAGCAUGGCUGACAAAGCACAACCGUGUGAGGAUAAAUCCUCCAAACUGCCCUCCUGUCAUCUCUGUGGUUUUUCAUCUCGCUAUGCUAACCACGUUAAGCGCCACAUGAAAACGCACAACGGGGAGAAGCCUUUCAACUGCCCACUGUGCACGUAUGCCUCUGCACAGCUGGUUAACCUGCAGAGGCACCUGCGCAUCCACACAGGAGAGAAGCCCUACAAAUGUGACCGCUGCAACUUUGCAUGCAGUUCCCUCGGAAACCUGAAGCGCCACCAGCGCAUGCACAUGGUCUCAGGGCUGGGACAGGCCCUUCUGCCUCGCCCUGCCACUGGUCACACGGUUGAGAGAAGGCACCCACCUGGACAAAGGGCCAAUGAACAACUCUCUUCAGCCAAAGUCUCACAGGUGCCAAGAUUGACAUCCAGUGUGACUUCUAGAGCAGAUGAUGACUAUCUGUCUGCUUUUGAAAGCCUGAAGCGAGCCUCACCUCCACCUAUAACUGCCAUAAAUCCUGCGCCAGGACCCCCACCUGCUGCCCCACAGCAGAGCACAGACACAGACAGGAAUCUGCCCUCCACUCUCUUCCCCUUCACCUGCCGACUGUGUGGUGUUAUUCUGGAGGAUGAGGAUGGCACUUCUGCUCAGAUAUGUCCCAAGUGCACUCUGGAGAUGCUGACUAAAGACUCUGGCUCUCCCCACAGCCCAGGGGAGCGCAGUGACAAAGUAUAUACUUGCUCAGCCUGUCCUUUCCUCACACACUACCCCAACCAUUUGGCCCGCCACAUGAAGACACACAGUGGCGAGAAGCCGUACAAGUGCCCUCAGUGUGACUACGCGUCAGCGCACUUCGACAACCUCAAACGACAUCACCGUGUGCACACGGGCGAGAAGCCAUUCAAGUGCCAUUUGUGCGAGUAUGCCUGCGGGAACCUGGCCAACCUCAAGAGGCACCAGCGAGUCCACUCGGGCGCCAAGCCUUUCCAGUGCACUGUGUGCAACUACAGCUGUAACCAGAGCAUGAACCUCAAGAGGCACAUGCUGCGACAUACAGGGGAGAAGCCCUACAAGUGUGAGGAGUGUGGCUACACCACGGGCCACUGGGACAAUUACAAACGGCACCAGAAGAAGCACGGACUGGCCACAGACGGCUGGGUUAAAGUGCCCCCCAAUGCUCAGGAGGACAGGGAAGGGACACAGGACGGUGUGGGAGUUCACAGGAAGGAUUUAGCUGUCAAUAUGCAGUAUGUGCCAAGGGAGGGCCAGACUCUACACUCAUGCUACAAACUGGAGGUUGUAUAAGAGAAACUACCAGCAAGGGACUGUUAUUACUGAGUGUCCCUUCUAACUGUGUGUCUGUCAUGUCCAGAGGCUGCUAAUGUUUUUGAUCAUUCUUGUUUCAGAAACUAUUAGGACAAUGGGUGUCAAACUUAAGUUUUCAGCUUUGAACCAAGUCUAAGCCCCAUUGUUGUUGGACAGUGUAUCAAACUAAAGUGAAUACUAGAAACCAGAAAUGCCACCACCCAUAGUAAAUGUGCUACUGUUUGAGAUCCACUGAAGAGGUUUGUCUAUAAAUGUUUAUUUUGAUGUCAAGAUCAGCUCUUUAUUUAGUGGUGUUUCAUUGUCAUGCAUGUUUACAGCAGCACUGUGUAGAUUUGUAAUACCUCAUUUGUAGUGUACUACAAAGACGUGUAGUAACAAUUACACAUUGAAUUUUACUGAAUGUAGUUAAACCUAUUGGUCCUUCAUUAAACAAAUAUAUACUUUUUUCCUAUGUGCAUAGAGUUCUAUUUGUAAUUGAUAACUUUGUAUCUACGGUAACCCAGCCCCUUUUACCAAAGUACUCAGGUUUACCUACAUUAUAAAGUAGUAGCACCGGGCAUGCACAACUGUUCAAAGCACAUCAGUUGUUAAUUGGACUAUUUGAGCAGUGUCCUAAACCCCUCCCUUCUUACCAUAUCAUGAACAUGCAGUGGACAUGUUUUUAAUGAAUGUAUUAUUUGAUCAGAAAAGCCAUCUGUUUACACCAUGUUUUACUUGAAAAAAGACAGUAAAGCAUGUGUGUGGUAUUUUAUUAGUUAUGUUACAUUGACUUAGUAUAGGAAGUGUGUUUAAUGUAAACUUUAUCAUGGAAAUUGGAAGAAUUAUGCAAGAGGUUUCAGGUUGACAACAUGCCAUUAUAUGGUCACUGACAUGCUCCUUGUUACCGUUGUUUUAUGCAGUAAUUCAUAAAUGCCUUAAGUGAAAAAUCCAGUAUUUUGAUGAAUGUCAAAUAAAGAUUUUACCAU
Molecule: messenger RNA, 3065 nt
Organism: Periophthalmus magnuspinnatus
Lineage: Eukaryota; Metazoa; Chordata; Actinopteri; Gobiiformes; Gobiidae
Gene: znf513a
Product: zinc finger protein 513a
Exons: 5
Coding region: 283-2079 (598 amino acids)
Biological process (GO): regulation of transcription by RNA polymerase II
Molecular function (GO): DNA-binding transcription factor activity; RNA polymerase II cis-regulatory region sequence-specific DNA binding
Source: RefSeq, a predicted model, not a curated record